AUUUCACCUCCCAUUUCCCGAAGCCAUACAGUCUCUCACCCUUGACCGAAAAAGGCAUCUUCUGACUUCUGUUCGUUCUCUCUCAAUCCUUACCAUACACGGACACACAGGGCACCACAAAAUGGGGUGCUUCGAAAGCAGCUGCGAGUCUGAGUCGAACCAUCUCUUCAGCUUGGGUACCGAGGUCGAAGUAAGCAACGACGAACCGGGGUUCAAGGGCUCGUGGUAUCUGGCCACUAUAAUCGAGCUCCCCACACCCAAGAAGCUCAAGAAGGCAAGGGUCGAAUACCGGACCUUGAUCACUGACGAUGGGUCCGAGCAGCUCAAGGAGUACGUCGAUCCGGCCUAUAUAAGGCCUUUGCCUCCUCAAGAGGUCGCGGCCCAGGAUUUGGAGCACGGGGAGGUUGUUGGUGCGUAUUGUAGGGAGGGGUGGUGGACUGGCGUGGUAGUCAAAGUUCUGGGAAAUUCGAAGUACAGGGUUUUCUUCGAGAAUCCACCCGACGUGAUUGAGUUUGACCGAAAAGAUUUGAGGGUGUACCUAGAGUGGCUCAAUGGGAAGUGGGUUCGGCCUGAAAAGCUGCAAGAGACAGGUUCAAUUUUUAGCUCAGGAAUGGAUGUAGAAGUGAAUGUCAAAAAAGAAAAUUUAUGUGAUGCUUGGUUCCCUGCAAUUCUCAUUAAAGAUAACAGGGAUGACACAUUUUUGGUGAAGUAUAAGAGCUCAAGAAAUGGUGUUGAGGCUGAUUUUGGUAGCAUUACUGUAGAUUUGCUCCAUAUUCGGCUUUCUCCUCCACCUCCUCACGCAGACAAAAAAUAUGAUGUUUUGGAAAAAGUGGAUGCAUUUUGUGACUUUGCUUGGCGAGCUGGUGUGAUUGCCAGACGUAUUACUGAUAAGUAUCUUGUCUAUUUCAAGCAUGCGAAUGAGGAUAGGAUAAUCGAUCAAUCAAAAAUAAGGCCUCGUGUGGUGUGGAAAGAUGGGAAAUGGGUUAGUAGAUAUCAGGAAGUAUUGCUUGCUCCAGAUAUUCAAGAACAUUUGAGGCAUGCUAAGACUACAAGUAACCCUGAGGGAACCGUUCAAGUUGAAAGUUCAGGUGUCACAAAGGAUGAUAUGGGCAACAAAACACCUCUUUCUGCAAAUUCUUUAAAGAACUUGAUAGAACUCUCAAGUCCUGGUGAUGAAAAAGAAGCACAGUAUACCUCGACACAAAGCAUGAAGAAAAUGAAACUACCCACCACCCCCCAUGGUAAUUCUACAGACUCACAUCCUUCAAAAAAGUUGAUAACAAGGAGAACGGCUGGGGAAAUGUUAUUCGCUGCAGAAUGUCAGUUAAGGAAGCAGCGAAAGAAAAUAUCAACUGAAGCAGUUUCUAGAUUGGAUACUGCAAACAGUGGAGGUAAAAAAACAAGACACUCUGAGGUCGAUGGCAAUAAACCUUCUGCUGUGGAUGCAACGGAAGUUUGGCCCAAGCAACAGAAGCAUAGUCAAUUAGACAGUGAAAAAACAAAUUCUGGUAAAAGGAAGAAGAGAAUAUCAAUGAAAUCAAAAGUAAAAAGCCCACCGUCUUCAGCAUCAGGUGGUGGCACUGCAAAAGAAAUUGUUUGCGAGGGUGCAAGUAAAGAAGCUGGAAUGCCUAUCAUCAUAGGUUUAGAAGCUAAGGGGAUGGGGGGUUCAGACUCUGGAAAUUGUGGUCAGCUUUUAGAUCAGAAGAAGAAUACAAAUUCUCCGACAGAAGAUAGGCCAAUGGUCGUGUCAUCUCAACUUGCUAGUGAUUCAAGUUUGGCUUAUCUUCUACAUAGCUUGGGUCUGUGUCUAGACAUGGAGAUAGAUCAGCAGAAAUCUGGAGGAAACAGCAUCAAAAGAAAGAGAGGGAGACCCCGUAAAGUAGUGGUCACAAGCUCAAAGGCUUCAGAGGAAGGAAAGGAACAGAAUGGAGCUGGAGGUGCUGCUGAUGGAACUGUUAAAGAAGAUUGUCCAACCCAAGAAGUUGCUUCAGAUAUGCUGACUGAGGGGAAAUCUGCAGACCCUCAUGAUGUCUCAACAACAAAUGAUGUUGGCAGUACAAGUGUUGCAACAUCCGGCAAUAUGGAUGAUGAUGAUCAGCCUCUGUCAAAAUGGUUCGUUGGAAUGCUGCAUUGUCCAACGAGUGUCAAAGAAUCAAAACUGUCACCUGGAAGGACUAUUGAUGAAUGCGAGGAAGCAAGAGAACAAGUUGAUAUUGUGCGGCAAGUUCCUGCAGCUGAUGCCACAGCGUGUAUGUUGGACGAGAAUAGAAAGUUGCCUUUUGUGAAGAGUUCGCCAGUCUGGAAGGCAAUUGAAUCGAUGGAAAUAUUCAUUAUAAUGCCACAAAAUCCACAUUUUCUUCCUUUGGGUAAAUGUAAAGAGGAGUGUCGUGAGGGAUUGGCUAUUGGCAAUAUGGUAACUUUUGCAAGUUUGGUUGAGAAAAUAUCCAAGUUGCGACUAGAUGACCCUAGAAGUACUUUUGAUGGCUAUUUGGAGAGUCUUCUUGACUUGGAAAAACAUGGAUUUGAUGUUACAGUUGUCCGAGGACGAAUAAAUGAAUUGCUUUCAAUUAAAGAUGGGCAAGGGCGGUUUCUGAGUGAAUCGAAAGAUGUGGAGUGUAAGAUGCUGCAUUGUAAUCGUGAGAAAACUGAAAUGGCUGAAGAGAUGGCCAAUAUUAUUGAGCAGAUGGCCGAGCUACAGAAGAAACAUGCAUUGAUCAAGUCAGAAUUGAGAAAUAAAAAACACGAAAUUUCCAGGUUGCAGAUACGUGUGGAUGCAAUCAAUCGAGACAUUCAGAGUGGUCGCCUUGAUUUUGAGAAGGCAGCUGCCGCCCCUUGGAAAUUGGGAUGAUAUCCUCUCCACAACAACCCUUAUUGUCUUCCUUAUCUCCUGCUCCAGCCCCCUCUGUUGUUUUAUUGUCCUGGUGGCACUGCUCAACUGACUAUGGAAGUUGUUAACAUAGCACAUUAGACUGGUGUUGAAAGAAGUAGGUUUGUAUUUGACCUUGUACAUGGAUUCUCUACGACUCCCCUUUCUUUUAUAUCUAAUCUUAACACGCCAUUCUCUGUGUUUGAUGGCAUUUUGCCUCUUGACUUUUGAAUGUUUUAUUUUGUGACCAGCUAUUGAUGCUAUGUUGGUGUUUUGCUGCCAGUCUUUUGAAAGCUAGAGAUGCAUAACCUGUUUA
This is a messenger RNA of Juglans regia (Persian walnut), 3182 nucleotides long. RefSeq names its product DUF724 domain-containing protein 2-like. The record is from RefSeq and is a predicted model, not a curated record. Bases 122 to 2848 code for a protein of 908 amino acids. The transcript is spliced from 10 exons. NCBI's taxonomy places the organism in Eukaryota, Viridiplantae, Streptophyta, Magnoliopsida, Fagales, Juglandaceae.